Mytilus californianus (California mussel) is the source of this 5178-nucleotide messenger RNA. RefSeq names its product lipid scramblase CLPTM1L-like. The record is from RefSeq and is a predicted model, not a curated record. Bases 150 to 1727 code for a protein of 525 amino acids. The transcript is spliced from 18 exons. Gene Ontology annotation, cellular component: endomembrane system; membrane. Lineage: Eukaryota; Metazoa; Mollusca; Bivalvia; Mytilida; Mytilidae.
GGACUGAGUGGCCAAUGAUUUUUUUACACAUUGUGAAGUUUUGAAUGUCAAAGUUUACAUUUACAACUUAACAGCCUUUAUGAAGAUCAUUUAUGAAAUCAAUAAAAAAACCACCAUUUAACUUGUAUAUAUGAUCAAAGAAAUCCAAGAUGAAGCCAUCAUUUACUGCUAUUGUUUCAGUCAUAUUUCUGGCUUACAUAGCACAUUCCAUGUGGGUUUUAGUUGGUAUAUUCUUCCCAACACCAUGUAAAGAUUCAAAACAUUGUAUUGCUUCAUACAUAGAUAGGAAACCGGAACCAAAAUUAGAAAUCAAAGUUUAUAUAUCUACAAGAGGAAUGGGAGCAAAGGAAUCUGAUUUAAAACUUGUUUGGAUAAAUACUACAUUUAAUGUCCGUGACACAGUAGAAAAGACAGUAAACUUAUCUGUACCAUACAAAGUGAGAAACAAUGGAACAAUGUAUCUACAUGCCUUUGUAGUACCAAAGGGACAGGAUCCAUUUAAAACACUAUAUGGAUCUUACAAAUACACACCUAUAACUACAUACUCACUUCCACAGUCAGAGUUCUUCAGUUUGGUGACUGACACAGCAAAGAAUAAAACUAGUCCUGAUAUACCUGUCACUCAUCUCAGACAGAGAGUCAAGAUAUCUGUGAUGGCUGAUUCAAUACAGUUUGACAGGAGAGCAAUGCCAAUGGAGAUUCAUAGACUUUUAAAGCCAUCACCAGAUGGAGAUUAUUUGCCAAUGUUGUACAUUGAUCAGUUAGCUUUCCGUACAAAAGACUUAGUGCCAAUAAACAGAUCUAGUCACACAUUACCUCUAACAGUAGUAUAUGCACCUAUAUCAGUUGGGAAACUGAGGUUCUGGGAACACAUGCAACAAGCAAUAGACCAGUUACAUAGUUAUGGAUUUUCAGAGAAAGAUUCAGAUGAACUGAAGGGGAUUUUUGUUGACACAAAUUUUUAUUUUUUGAUGUUAACAUUUGCUGUAUCUGCAUUUCAUUUACUAUUUGAUUUUCUGGCCUUUAAGAAUGACAUUAGCUACUGGAGACAAAGAAAAACCAUGGUGGGUUUGUCUACAAGGGCAGUUGUAUGGAGAUGUGUGUCAACUGUUAUUAUAUUUUUCUACCUUUGUGAUCAGGAAACCAGUUUGUUGGUACUUAUACCAACUGGAAUUGGUGCUUUGAUAGAGGGAUGGAAAGUAAAGAAAGCUUUUAAAGUUUCUGUUAGAUUUGAAAAUGGAAGACCUAAAUUUGAUAUUGGUUCAACAUCAGACAAAGAAAAAGAAACAGAAGCAUUUGAUUCUCUAGCAAUGAAGUAUUUAUCCUUUGUAUUGUUGCCAUUAGUGAUAGGUGGUGCCGUCUACUCUUUAUUUUAUGUUCCACAUAAAAGUUGGUAUUCCUGGUGUAUACAAAGUCUUGUUAAUGGUGUAUAUGCCUUUGGAUUUUUAUUUAUGUUGCCACAGUUGUUUGUUAAUUAUAAAUUAAAGUCAGUAGCACAUCUACCAUGGAGAGCCUUUAUGUAUAAGGCUUUCAACACAUUUAUAGAUGACAUAUUUGCAUUUAUAAUCACCAUGCCAACAGCUCAUAGACUUGCCUGUUUUAGAGAUGAUCUUGUUUUUGUUAUUUAUUUAUACCAAAGAUGGUUGUACCCUGUUGAUAUGAAGAGAGUUAAUGAAUUUGGUGUGUCUUAUGAUGAUGAAGAUGGAGAAACAAAAAAGAAGAAAUAAUUUUUAAACAAAAGACUUAACAAAUUAGCAACUCUUCUAUUGUAAAACCAAAGACUUUAGUUUUUUUUAAUUUGUAAAAAACUUGACCUCAUGACAAUGGAAAAACUUUAUUUCUGUAGGGGAUAAAAGUAUGAUGGCCAUAGUUUAGUUAAUAUUUCAGAGAACGAUUAUAAUCAUUUCCUCUAGAAAGUAUUGUACUUUGGAGGACAUCACAUGGAUUGAGAAAAAAAUUAGAGUAAAAUAGAAGAAAAGAAAUUUUGAAAGAUAGUUUGGCACAAAUAAUAAUUAAAAUGAAAGUAUUAGUUUGAAAAUAGUGGGAUUGAUUGAUUUUUGUUUGUUAAGAUUUAAUGUCACUUAUUACGCAUUUAUACAAUUUCAUGACAAUGGAAUUUUAUUUGAGUAGGAAAGCAUGCCCAGGGUUUACCACAAACAGUCAGCAGCAAGGGUCUGGCAGCUGUCAUAUUUGCUGUCAUUACCCAAAAGUGGACUGAAAAAACUGAGAUAGAUAUCUAAAACUUGGACAUUGAGAAUUAUGAAAAUGGCCUAUUUAGUUAUUUAUACACCUGAAUGUCAUGUAAAGAACAAGCAAGUUAUUGAUGAAAUCUUUCUCCAGUAAUUAAACUGAUAUUAAGGGAGUAUUCUGUAAUUUACAUUUCCUUCCUGUUUAACUGUGUAUUACGUUAGGAUUCCAGACACUUUACCUGUGCUUCAAACACUGCACAAGUCGGCAGGAAGAUAAAAAAUGAUUUACCUUGCAGUUUGCUAAAUUACAAGAAAAUUUUAAACCAUAAUUAAUAGUCUAAGUCAAUGCUUUACUUGAAAGGUCAUGUGAUGUAACCUGCAUUUUAGGCUGGAAAUCGAACCAGUUUUAAAUCAAUGAGUAAAAUUGUAAACAUGUAGUUUUAUUUUUCCUCCUACAAAAAGUUGUUAACUUAGACCAGAAUAUCAAAAUAUUUGUCAGUAAAAUAAUAUCAAUAUAUAAAUGCAAGCUGUUGCAUAACAAACAAAGAUGUUAUUCUCAUCUAUUGGUUUACUUUGACAACAUUGCAGAGAUUUAUUUAAAGUGCAAAUUUCCUGAUGUCAAUUAACAUUGAAUGCAGAGUGCUAAGCUUUUUAAAAAUGACCAAAAUUGUUUAAAGAACCUCAAGACUUUUGUUGAGCAAGUACUUCGCCUGCCUCAUUACAUAUGGAUUGCCACAUCUAUAAAUAAGUUUGGCAAGUAUCCAAUAAUGAAGAAUUGAAAAGUUGAAAUGAUCUAUGCCGAUAGAUAUAGACCAUCUAGGUAAAUCACUUGGCCACUGAGGCUCAUUUGGAUUUAUUGAUAUAGAUGGUUGUUUAUAAAAGCUUAAUUCUGCUGUUUAUUUGAAAGCUGAGUGAGCACAAGUUUUAAAAUUAAAUCUUUUACCUAAAACUGUUAUUAAAAUAUUAAGUGUAACUUUGUUGUAUUCUGGUUAUUGUUUAAUAAGUUUUAAUUUUUUUAUUCAUGUUUUUUUAGUGUUAGUGUGUAUAUAAAGUAACCUUAUUUGGUAAGGUUUAUUGAAAUUAGUUUCAAUGCUUUGUUAAUACAAUAUUUCAGGUUACAUCAAAUCAGCUGUAUAAUCUAAUGUUUAUAUAAAUGCUUUUCUACACAGGCAAUAUAAAAUAGCAGUUAUUGUCCAUGAAUGAAUAACGACUGUACACUGACCCCUAGAAGUCUUUUGAUAUUUUGAGUUGUUGGGUUGCCAUUUCAUUGACAUAUACAACCUGUUAUACAUAAUCGUGAGAUACUUUAAAGUUCUAAUCGUGAGAGAGAAAUUUCCUCAUAAUAUUUAAUAUUAUUGUAGCUUUUAUGAAAUCUGUUAAUAUACAUUUUUUAGUCUAUAAAUUUCUGGACACACUCUCUGAUCAAAACAAAAGAAAGGGUUUGAUAAGGCCACUCUUUUGCCCUUUGAUGUGUUAUAAACUAUCAAUUUACGUCCUUCAGAUGUCCACAGGACAUUAGGCUGUCAGAUAUAAGUAUUUAUAUGAUUGAAUUCUGUCGUGCAUAUCUGCUUAAGGGCUUUCAAACUUUUGAUACAAAACCUGAGAUCCUUGUUCUGUAAAUGAUAUUGUGUUGAUGUUAUAUACAGUGUUAUAUUUGUUUAUAUUUACUUCAAUUUCGAGCAUCAUCUUCUUUAGUGCAUGCUUCGUCAUCUGUAAAUAAAAAACAUAUUACGCCUCAUCGUGUAUUGCAGGAGAUGCUUACUGUACAAGUGAGAGGUUUAGCUAGCUAUAAAACCAGGUUCAAUCCACCAUUUUCUACAUAUGAAAAUGCCUGUACCAAGUCAGGAAUAUGACCGUUGUUAUCCAUUCGUUUGAUGUGUUUGAAAAUUUGAUUUUGCCAUUUGAUUGGGGACUUUCCUUUUUGAAUUUUCCUCGGAGUUCAGUAUUUUUGUGAUUUUACUUUUUACAGUACACACAUCCACUCUCAUCUUUCCGUUCCAUGUUCAUGUUAUUUUUCAAUUGGCUGGUAUAGUCUAAAUUGAUUUACGAGUUUAGAAUAUUAGGAAACUCAUCUUGUCUAUAGUUGGUAACUUUACUGUUAUGAGAAUUAAUUUAUUGCUUUUGGUCAAAUUUAGAUUUGUUCCUUAUUAAAAAGGGUCUGAAUAGUAAGUUGUUACAGUUUCAAAAAUAAUGUCUGGUUUAUUGAUUUAUUUGUUGAACAACUGUUUCAACCAUUUUUUUCCUCAUUUAUAAGGAAACUUAAUUUGAAUUUCAAUGAAAAUUUUAUAGUGAUUUUAAAAAGAUUUCCCUCUAAAAUAUAUUCUAUAUAAUUAUGUCAAUGUCAAAGUUUUUUAGUUGAAGAAAUCUUAUUGUUACCAAUAAUUUGUUCCAGAUGGUCUUUAACUUUUGAAGUAAAUCUAAUGACCGGAUGUCCUUGCUAUAAUUUGUUUACAGACAGGUUGUAAUCCUUUAAAUACAUAGUGUGACUGAUGUCAUUGUCUACAAGUAUAUGUUAUUUAUGACAGUAUUGUUGUAUUGUCCAAUAAUAUUAAUCAAUGAUUGUUUAUGGAAAUAAUAUGUCAUAAUUAUUAUUAUUGUUAUGUCUCUAUACUUUUAAUUAGUGACCAUGAUGUUUUAUUGAUAAACGCUUUGUUCAACAAAGUGGAAUUUCAUUUUUCACCUGCACUAUGGAGAGUGAGAAGAAAAGAAAGAAUAGAGAGGAAUGAAUGUAGGAAUGAUAAUGUUAAAUAUGCAGUUAUGUUCAUGAGUAUUGUAAUUACAUGACAAAUACAGCUUUUAUGACUCCUUGAAUUACAUAUUUGAUAACAAACAUCUCAUGCCUGCAGGCCAAUUGGUAUUAUUAAAAAUAUAUUUAAAUUGCUGAAGAUGAAUUAUGUUUUUUCUAUAUGUAAAAGGGCAAUUUUGGGUCAAUUAUGUCAGUUAUGACAUGUUAAUGAGGUCAUCAUGACAUUAAAGUAAUCACACUAAA